Molecule: messenger RNA, 546 nt
Organism: Sphenostylis stenocarpa
Lineage: Eukaryota; Viridiplantae; Streptophyta; Magnoliopsida; Fabales; Fabaceae
Source: the annotation of a GenBank genome assembly
AUGAAUGGUGAUAAGUGGAUACAGCUAGCAGCAGCAGGAACCUCUUCCUUUGAUGAAAAUGUCAGAAAAUCCUAUCUAUAUGACACUAGAUAUAAUGAGUGGCCACAUAUCAGAAGCAAAGGUUUUAGAGGUGUGGCUAAUGUAGACAAGAAGGACCUAUUAACACUUUUGGACGAAGUCCCCACUGAAAAGAAAGAGGAAGGAUGGCAAAGGCAUAAUCAUUUUACCCAAGAUGGGGGGAGUUGGGGUUGUGACCACAAACUCCAAGAAACAAUUAAUGGGAUGAGUAAGCCUAGAAUUAAAAAAUUGGAGAUUAAAGGGGUGAUGAGAGGGAAUCAGAUUCACGUGUUUGGGGAAGCUGCCGGUCACAAAGGGACAGAUGGUCCUAAUCGAGUGGGGGCCCACAAGAGGCCCAAAAGAUCCCAUCCUACAAAAAAUAAAUCUGUCCAUUAUUUUAGUGUUGUCCUUGUUAGGGACUCGUCACUAAAUGCUACCUUUGGCGUUUGUACCUACCCUACGUGGGGUCCUCCCCAAGGACUCUUUUGA